GAACCGUGAGUGCGGUUCGUACGCCGCAAUUGAACUCCCCCUCACCGCGGCUGCUGGGGACGGCCCUGCCAAACGGGACCGCCGCGACUGACCUUUGCCGGGAGCCCAUUCUGGCAAGUGGCGUCUGCCGCGGGUCCCUGGCGUCCCCUCCGGCGCGCUCUUGGAGCCACUUCCCGGAGCGGAAGUCUGCCUGAUCGGGCUCCGGUGGGACCUGCUCGGAGGAAUGGCGCCGCCGGGUUCAAGUGCUGCCUUCCUGUUGGUCCUGACAGUCACAGCCAGCAUCCAGGCUCUGACCCCCACCCACUACCUCACUAAGCAUGAUGUGGAAAGACUGAAAGCCUCACUGGAUCGCCCUUUCACAAAUUUGGAGUCUGCCUUCUACUCCAUCAUGGGACUCAACAGCCUUGGGGUGCAGGUACCAGAUGUCAAGAAAGCGUGUACCUUUAUCAAGGCCAACCUUGAUCCCAGCAACGUGGAUUCUCUCUUCUAUGCUGCCCAGUCCAGCCAGGUCCUAUCAGGCUGUGAGAUAUCUGUUUCAAAUGAGACCAAAGAGCUCCUUCUGGCAGCAGUCAGUGAAGACUCCCCCGUUGCCCAGAUCUACCAUGCGGUUGGAGCACUCAGUGGUUUUGGGAUUCCCUUGGCAUCCCAUGAAGCCCUUGGUGCCCUUACCGCUCGCCUCAGCAAGGAGGAGACAGUGCUGGCAACAGUCCAGGCUCUGCAGACAGCAUCCCACCUAUCCCAGCAGGCUGACCUGAGGAACAUUGUAGAGGAGAUUGAGGACCUUGUUGCUCGUCUGGACGAACUAGGAGGUAUGUAUCUGCAGUUUGAGGAAGGACUGGAACUCACAGCGUUGUUUGUUGCUGCCACCUACAAGCUCAUGGACCAUGUGGGGACUGAACCAUCCAUGAAGGAGGAUCAAGUCAUCCAGCUCAUGAACACAAUCUUCAGCAAGAAGAACUUUGAGUCCCUCUCAGAAGCCUUCAGUGUGGCCUCUGCUGCUGCUGCAUUGUCCCAGAAUCGCUACCAUGUACCAGUGGUGGUUGUGCCUGAGGGCUCUGCUUCUGACACUCAAGAACAGGCUAUCCUGCGGUUGCAAGUCAGCAAUGUUUUGUCUCAGCCUCUGGCUCAAGCUGCAGUUAAGCUGGAGCAUGCUAAGUCUGUGGCUUCCAGAGCUACUGUCCUGCAGAAGAUGCCCUUCUCACUUGUGGGGGAUGUUUUUGAGCUAAACUUCAAGAAUGUCAAACUUUCCAGUGGCUACUAUGACUUCUCUGUCAGAGUUGAAGGUGACAGCCGUUACAUUGCAAACACUGUAGAGCUUAGAGUCAAGAUCUCCACUGAAGUUGGCAUCACAAAUGUUGAUCUUUCCACCGUGGAUAAGGAUCAGAGCAUCGCACCCAAAACUACCCGGGUGACCUACCCAGCCAAAGCCAAGGGUACGUUCAUCGCAGACAGCCAUCAGAACUUUGCCCUGUUUUUCCAGCUAGUAGAUGUGAACACCGGUGCGGAGCUCACCCCUCACCAGACAUUUGUUCGGCUUCAUAACCAGAAGACUGGCCAGGAAGUGGUGUUUGUUGCUGAGCCGGAUAACAAGAAUGUGUAUAAGUUUGAACUGGAUACCUCCGAAAGAAAGAUUGAGUUUGACUCUGCCUCUGGCACAUACACUCUCUACUUAAUCAUCGGGGAUGCUACUUUGAAGAACCCAAUCCUCUGGAACGUGGCUGAUGUGGUUAUCAAGUUCCCCGAAGAAGAAGCUCCCUCCACUGUGCUAUCCCAGAACCUUUUUACCCCAAAACAGGAAAUUCAGCACCAGUUCCGCGAGCCUGAGAAGAGGCCCCCCACGGUGGUGUCCAGCACGUUCACGGCCCUCACCCUUGCGCCCUUGCUCCUGCUCUUUGCACUGUGGAUCCGGAUUGGAGCCAAUAUCUCCAACUUCACCUUUGCUCCUAGCACAGUUGUCUUUCACCUGGGACAUGCUGCAAUGCUGGGGCUCAUGUAUGUCUACUGGACUCAGCUCAACAUGUUCCAGACCCUGAAGUACCUGGCUGUCCUGGGCACUGUGACAUUUCUGGCUGGCAACCGAAUGCUGGCCCAGCAGGCAGUUAAGAGAACAGCUCAUUAGUUCCAGAAGAAGUUUGAAGACUCAAGGCUGAGAUGAACAUUUAACAAGGUGUGGCGGCAGUUUGUAGUGUGAAAGGAAGGACUGAGGACCGAACAGGAAAGGAGGAAGUACCUAUUAUUUAGAAAGAGAAAAGUUGGGCUGUGCUUACCUGUUUACUUGUUUCUCACAUUUACUUCACGGAGCAGAUAUGUCUGGGCCCAGAUUGUCUGUCCCUUUGUCAUGAGGCCUAGCAAGAUGCUGUGAAUAUCCCAGGUUGCCCAGAUGUUAUAUUUGAAGUUGAAAUCUGUAAUUCAUCAGCUUUGGAAUAAAGAGAAUGGUGGACUCCCAGUGGUGGUGGAGCCUUGCGUGUGAAAUGUGAGGACUCAGCAGUCUUCAGUUGGGCCAUCUCACCCCUUUCUUAACAGUACUCAAAGUGCCCUAGAAAACAAAAGACCUGUGUCCUUUCGGCUCCAGGAGCAAGCAUUUUGUGGGAGCCAUGCUUGUCCUUGAAGAUUCUUCUGUGUUCUGUUCAAAAGGCCUGCUCUAGGCUUUUGCCUUGAACAUUUGGGCUUGGUGUGUAGAGAAGGGUUGAAAUUGUGUCAAUAAAUAAAGCUGACUGCUUCGGUCCA
Molecule: messenger RNA, 2727 nt
Organism: Grammomys surdaster
Lineage: Eukaryota; Metazoa; Chordata; Mammalia; Rodentia; Muridae
Gene: Rpn2
Product: ribophorin II
Exons: 17
Coding region: 224-2119 (631 amino acids)
Biological process (GO): protein N-linked glycosylation
Cellular component (GO): oligosaccharyltransferase complex; membrane
Source: RefSeq, a predicted model, not a curated record